Molecule: messenger RNA, 2461 nt
Organism: Siniperca chuatsi (mandarin fish)
Lineage: Eukaryota; Metazoa; Chordata; Actinopteri; Centrarchiformes; Sinipercidae
Gene: mvk
Product: mevalonate kinase
Exons: 10
Coding region: 308-1501 (397 amino acids)
Biological process (GO): cholesterol biosynthetic process; isoprenoid biosynthetic process
Cellular component (GO): cytoplasm
Molecular function (GO): ATP binding; mevalonate kinase activity
Source: RefSeq, a predicted model, not a curated record
GUUCGUCCCUCCCAUGUGUGUCAACUCUGUUUUUAACAUGGUUUAAUCACGCCGCAUUGAAGAGAGUCUGUGCUCAGAGCAUCUUUUUGUACUUUGACCAAAAAUGCUUUGUUAAACUCCUCAUAUUCGUUGAGUCUUCAUGAAAAGCGCAGAGUUGUUUAUUGCUUUUUGCUGCUUCAGAGGAUUAACAGUCGCUAAAGGUGGCUAAGCUAGGUAAUGAUAAUAUUGUCAGUGACAAGUUGAACUUGAAGGCGAUCGAGAGGCCCAGUUCUGGACAUAUUUUUGUGAUCUGGAAACAGUUACAGGAAUGCAAGUCAAGGACUGCGUCGUGUCUGCUCCAGGGAAGGCGAUCCUCCACGGAGAGCAUGCAGUUGUGCACGGAAAGGUGGCUCUUGCUGUGAGUUUGAACCUGAGAACAUAUUUACGGUUGAAAGCCACCACUACUGGCAAUGUUUGCAUCAACCUCCCAAAUAUUGACACAUUCUGCUGCUGGGACCUGUCUGAACUGAAGCAGUGUGUUUCUUAUUCCUGUGGUAAGAGGGAGGAGGUGAAACGUCUUGAUGCUGAACUUGUGAGGAGAUUGCAUGAAUUUGUUGGUGUAACCAAUGGAAACGUGGAUACUUGCAACAUGGCCACCAUAGCCUUCCUCUACAUCUACAUCUCACUGUUUGGAUCAGGUGAGCUGCCCAGCUUGACGGUGUCUGUGUGGUCGGAGCUGCCGACUGGAGCAGGACUGGGGUCAAGUGCUGCCUACUCUGUGUGUUUAGCUGCAGCUCUGCUUUGUGUGAGUGGAGCCAUUCCCGCUCCUCUCAAAGAGUGGGAUCACAUUGCCAGGUGGUGUCAGGAGGACCUGGAGCUGAUCAACAGCUGGGCUUUCCAAGGGGAGAUGAUCAUCCAUGGUAAUCCUUCAGGAGUGGACAACGCUGUAGGAACAUGGGGUGGCAUGCUGAGAUUCUUGGCCGGGAAGAUAAUACCACUGAGCAGGGUGCCGUUAUUAAGAAUCCUCCUCACUAACACCAAAGUACCGCGCAGCACCAAGGUACUUGUUGCCAGGGUGAAGGACAAGAUUAACAAGUUUCCCUCUAUCAUGACCCCAGUGCUGGACUCAGUUGAUGCCAUUUCCUGCACUUGUGAGAAAGUCCUAUCAGAGAUGACCAGUGAGCCCAUCACAGGAGAGCACUACAAUAUUCUAGAGGAGCUCAUUGACAUUAACCAGCACCAUCUGAAUGUGAUGGGUGUGGGACACCCUGCCCUGGACACACUGUGCCGGGUCACACUGGCCAAAGGGCUCCACAGCAAGCUAACUGGCGCAGGGGGAGGAGGCUGUGGCAUCACCCUUCUGAGACCAGAAACAGAGUCCUCUGUUGCCCAGGCUACAGUGCAGGACUUGAGAGACUGCGGCUUUGACUGCUGGGAAACGAGUAUUGGCGGGCCGGGUAUCCAGCAGCACUCUACUCUCUCUGUUAAGGAGGAAGUUCUGGAGAUUUUAAACCGUUACUGACAACCACCGGUGACUGUAGCUGAACAAGAGGACAGUCUUUUUGUUGUUGUUCAACUAAUGAAGUGAGCCAAGUGGACUAAGGAAGAUUUCACACCGAGCAGAGCUGGACAGCUUCCUGAAGUGUUAAUUAUAGAUUUUCCUGACUGAAAAACAAUAUAAUCUUUUUAAAACUAACAACGAGGCAACUGUGUCUCUAACAAAUUGCUGAUAUUCAUUUUGAACUGUGAGAAAAUUAAGUGGAUUAAAUUUUUUGGCGAAGCAUCUCAUGGAGUGUUUGCUCGUCAAACAUAUUCAAGGGUACAAUUAUAUGUACUGAGCACUUUGUCCACUAGAUGGCAUCAGAUUUGUACGAAUGCCUUUUAUGAAACAGGAUUCAUGGUAAGAGGCUCUGAUAAAUUGAUUAAUGUGUAAGUGAAGCACUGACAUAAUUAAUUUAUAGUUUCAUCCAAAUGUUUAAAGCGGUAGGGCUAACCUAUCUUAAUGGAUUUGAUGAUCGUCAGUCAUUAAUUGCGCACUCCUGGCAUUGUAACAUGAAAUGUUGGAUAACAGCUAGACUGAAACUGUUCAUUUGUAGAAUUCAUUUGACAGAAAAUGAUAACGGAGGAAAAGUUUGAUAAAUUAAAUUGUUUUUUGUUUUGGUUCUUUAACAAAGCUCAAAGACUAUUCAGUUUUUUUCCCCUUAAUCUUCACAGUUCUACAAAGAGGUUUAUGAAAGUGACUGUGCUUUAAUAUUUCUCUGCAUCGUGAACAGCGUUGGUGAGAAUAUGUCUGAACAAGCUGAGACCAGGAAAUGAUAAUGUCAUUAAUCUACUCUGAGGACCAUUUGCAUAUAAUGUAAAACUUACACUCAUAAAUUCUUAUGAUUAAGACAGAUGAAUGUUUCUUUGAUGCUGCAAUGCCCUUUUAUUGUGCUCUACUUUUAACAUGAAAGUGUUUUAAAUGCAAAAUGCUGAAACCAAA